AUGUUCAGACACCGACAACAUCAGGACAAGUUAGACCCGUCAACGCGCUUGCUUCAGUAUAUGCGUUUUGACAGCGACGAUCGCUCCGUGGCCACCGGCAGGUCAAGAUACCCCGAUAUGAUCAAGGAUAAUCUGCGCAGCGCGGUCGUUACCGUACCUAAUUGUAGCUUCAACGAAGCUGCAGAGGAAUUGAGGUUGGCACACAGAAUCCAAGAUUACACGAGGCGUCGGCUGCACGCAAGACAGCUAGAAAACAAGCGGCGUACGCCCAAGAGAAGCUGUACCAUCAAAUGUGACAGAAUCGCAGAUGCCAUCAGGUUGACCUGGGACGCACCCAAGCGAUUACUCCAGAUUUUAAACAUCCAGGACCUUUUAUGCAUACGUAGAAGAAAGACCGAUAUACACGUCAUCGAAAUCUGCCCAAUUCACCAACACGCUUGUACACGAAGUCCCAGCUGGUCCCCCAUGCACAUGAAGCACCUUGAUCGGACGGAAGCUUUUGGAGUCCAUGGUAUCCGACUCCUCGUCGUUCUUCUCCAAGUUCUCCAGCCCCGCAACCUCCUUCCGGCUGCUGAUCAUCGCCUUCAGCAAUGCAACCGGGAACUUCAUGACGAAGUCGCCCUUGGCUAUGAGCUUGAGCAUGGUGACACGGGGCCACUGGCAAAAAUUAUGGCCGUUGGAUGGUACGCCGAGAAAGACCAAGAUGACCUUCAUACACGAAGAAUCGCUGUUCGUGGUAGUCACUGUAUCAUCAUUCCACUUGCCCACGGAGGAAGAUAUGUGCGGAUUCUUGCUGGCGCAUUCAUCAAACUCCAGUGA
Molecule: messenger RNA, 819 nt
Organism: Suillus paluster
Lineage: Eukaryota; Fungi; Basidiomycota; Agaricomycetes; Boletales; Suillaceae
Exons: 5
Coding region: 1-819 (272 amino acids)
Source: RefSeq, a predicted model, not a curated record